Molecule: messenger RNA, 18634 nt
Organism: Coregonus sp. 'balchen'
Lineage: Eukaryota; Metazoa; Chordata; Actinopteri; Salmoniformes; Salmonidae
Source: the annotation of a GenBank genome assembly
AUGUCUGAGAAGCUUCCCUUCAAAGUCGGUCAGUAUGAAUUUACAUUAUUUAUAUUCUUUAUCAUACAGGCGAGCUUCAAGUCUAUUAUGCAUUAACGGGUGGCUAGCCGGCUAGGUUAAUGUCGGGUAGCACAGAUUUUAGCAUGCACAUUUGGCUAGCUUGGCGCUAUUUUAGCUGACUGUUAUAUCAAGUGAUGGCUAGCUAAGUAGUUAUGAUUGGACAUUUGGCUAACCAAACAUUUGCAAAUGUGUACUGGCAUUUAUAAACUUGUAUAAUCCAGUUCGGACUGACUGAACACGGUCCAUUUGCCUGCAGGCUUUUAUUUACUACAAUGCUUUACCCAUGCAUAACCAGUAACAGCAGUUUUGGCAUGCAAUUCACAUAUAUGCUAAGAGUUUUGUUACAUUACAGAAUGAAUCGAGUCGACAUGCAGACAACACUUGCCCACAAACGAGCAUGGUUUCUUUCAGAAGACUUAUCUAUGUUCUUGGUAGUUGUAGUCCAUUUAGUCGAGCCUAGUGCUUUCGUUUGUGUUCUGAGUUUGGUAGUAAAACUACAUUACCUAAGUUUCAGUGCGCGAUGCCGCCAGUUUUCCUUGAUUGACAGGCAGUAUGUCACCCUGGAGUCUGGCACAGGCAAUGAAGGGAAAUAUGAGUGUACGAUCUAUCAAAGACAGUACAGUAUGAAGAUGGGCAGAAAGUGCUUCUCCACUAGAUAACUCUUGUAAGCGACGUUGGCUAGCUAAACUCAUGCGCAGAAACACGUCAGCGGGUCUAAACGCUCGUCUCGCGCCGAACUGCGCAUGUGCAGGCCGUCAAAUCAAAGGCACUGUCAGUCACUUUCAAGAGGUUGGCGUAAUAACAUGUUCAACAACUUAAAGGAAAGGUUCACCCACUUAAAAAAAUUAUGUUGUAUUGUUUUCUUGCAACUGAGCGACGUUCUAUUGAUUCCCUGGAUCAUUUCAUGUGCACUACACUGGAAGUUUAAUAGGAAUAACAUGCUGACUAGAGUGGGCGCAUGUUCAUUUUGUCCAGACGCGAUCAGGACACGCAGGUUGAAAUAUCAAAACGAACUCUGAACCAACUAUAUUAAUUUGGGGACAGGUCGGAAAGCAUUAAACAUUUAUGCUUUUGCUAGCAAAUUUUUCUGGGAUGUAAACAUUGCAUUGUUAUUUUACCAGAAAUGCACAAGGUCCUCUACUCCGACAAUUAUUCCACAGAUAAAAGUGUUAAUGGAGUUUGUUUCUAGUAAUGGCUUCUUCUGCUAAAGACUUUAUAUGGCAGUUGGCAACCAACUUUAAGGUGCAUUACCACCACCAACUGGACUGGCGUGUGGACCUCAGUUCAUCUUUCAAUCACCCACGUGGGUAUAUGACUGGAAGGAAUUGCAAAAAUCUCUGAAGCUGGAGACUCUUAUCUCCCUCACUAACUUUAAGCAUCAGUUGUCAGAGCACCUUACCGAUCACUGCACCUGUACACAGCCCAUCUGAAAUUAGCCCACCCAACUACCUCAUCCCUAUAUUGUUAUUUAUUUUGCUCUUUUGCACCCCAGUAUCUCUAUUUGCACAUAAUCUCUUGCACAUCUAGCAUUCCAGUGUUAAUACUAUUGUAAUUAUUUUGCACUAUAGCCUAUUUAUUGCCUUACCUCCAUAACUUGCUACAAUUGCACACACUGUAUAUAUAUUUUCUGUUGUGUUUUUUUACUUUUUUUUUUACCCCAUAUGUAACUCUGUGUUUUUUUUUUUUUAUUGCACUGCUUUGCUUUAUCUUGGCCAGGUCACAGUUGUAAAUGAGAACUUGUUCUCAACUGGCUUACCUGGUUAAAUAAAGGUGAAAUAAAAAAAUUAAAUAAAAAUAUAUGUUCCUAAAAACCAAUGAGGAGAUGGGAGAGGCGGGACUUGUAGCGCUUCAAGCGUCACAAAUGGAACCAAGAUCUAUUUUAGCGCCUGGCCACGCAGACGCUUGUUGACACGUGGGUGCAAUGAUUGAAUGAUGUGUACAUUUAUUUUGCAACGCUUGCGCACGCGACGCGAGCGAUGUGGUCAGCAUGUAAGACUUUUAGAUUGGGAAAACAUCAUACAUGUCAGAUUUCAAUACUGGCUGACGUCAUAACUCGGGAGGAUGUCUUCUCUCAAAUGAGCCAUUGGUCAAAUUUUUGCGAUAUUCCUACCUCUAGACAUUUUUUUUAUUUAGGUGGGUCUAGAACAUUUUUCCUAUUUGUCUACCUCUUUAGUCCAAAGUUCAUUGCGUGGUGUUGUUGCCAUAGAUAUUAUAGAAAGGAGUUGGAAUCCAAUGAAUGAAUGGACGUAUAACACCCCACUCAGCAGACUGUCGACCAAUCGUGUUCACGUUAUCAUGCUGUGUCACGCGGUUGCUAAGCUAAUCGUCACGCAAUACCUUUUCAAAGUCAGUGUAUGUCGAGAAACGUGCCUAUUUUCCUCAAGUACGUAAUGUCACGAUUACAAAGUUAAUUAUCUCAGAAAAUAUUUGAAAUGUUGUACUUCUUGUUGAUGAAAUUCAUGCUAAUGUUGGGUUUUUGAGCUAGCGCUCAAUAUUUAACACUGUAAAUUAAAGGAAUUAGUGGUUUUGGGUGGAUUUUUCCUUUAAGACAUUGGCUCGAAUCUAGGUUGUGCCUUUUUAGAUGUACAGACAAUUAAGGAAUUUUUCACUUCGUGUUCAAGAGGAUCAAAACCGCAAUGUGUCAUGGUAACUUGACUGACUGAUCUACAAAUAAUGAGUCUUUAUUUAUGAUGCAAGGUGAUUUGUUGAUCAGUCAGUCUGCAGUCGCCUGCAGUUGUUUUGAUGCUCUCGAACAUGGCCAUUAGUGCUUUUUGAGGUCUGUUGGAUAAAAAAAAUGUAUCACCGUUUUCUAUUUAUUUUUUACUUUAAAUGCAUUAUGUGGGUUGAAUGCUGUAACAACACAGAAUACAACAAUGAAUAAAAGUCCCAUGAUGGUAAUGACUGCAUCACUUAUUAACCAUCAUUUUUAUUCACAUUACUUUAAAAUAUUUCAGUUGUCUAAAUUAAUUUGUUUAAUUUGCUGACUAUUUUAUUCCAAGUAAUCUCAUCUCUAGAGCUGCUGCCUAUGCUGUCUGACAAAAUCAUCAUCAUUUUAGUAGCUCUUCAAAGUAAAUAUGGCCUACUUUUUUACCAGCUUUUUGUUGGGGGGGGGGGGGGGGGGGUUUACAGGUAUAUGUAUCCAUUUAAAUGUUUAAGUUUAUAAAACAUGUACCCGUAGGCUGCCACAAAGAAAAACAGUAAGAAAUGCAUAGUUUUAAAUAAUAAACAAAGUGGGUCUCCACCCAACCCCACCCAGCCAACAUGUCUCCAUCCAAUCGCUGUCAAUUCUAAUGUUAUAACUCCUAAUAGUAGCUGUAUCCACUGGCGAAUUGGGAUAGAGUGAGGUGAUUGCCAUCUAAGAGCCAACAUUAGCCAGCAGUAAUAAUCUCAGAUUUAAUGAGCUAUCAUCGUUAAGUGAUGCAAAUCAUUGAAUAUUUACUUUCAUGCACUUUGCCCCAGAAGCAUUUAACUGCAGUUGGGAGUUGGGGCCAAUUUCAUCGUAAAAUGUUUCCUAGGUGUUAAGUAGUCUGAACAAACGUAUAAGAUUAUGAUCACUUUAUUGGUCAAUUGCACACAAGGUUCAAGUGAAAUUUUACUUUCGCUUUUAACCCAACCUGUGUUUUUUUUUUUUUUUUUUUUUUUUUUUUUCUCAUGUUAACCCAACCCCUCGGAAAAGAUGCAUAUACAGAUUUUGGAGAGGUGUGGGGUGCUGCCACACUGGGCGCCCAGGGAGCUGUUGUGGGGGGUUAAGUCCCUUGCUCAAGGGCACAACUGCAGGAAAUGGCAUCUAGGAUUUGAUACCAGCAACCCUCCGUAAAAGGCACACUUUGAGUUUGCCAAAAGGCACCUAAAGGACUGACCAUGAGAAACAAUAUUCUCUGGUCUGAUGACACCAAGAUUAAACUCUUUGGCCUGAAUGCCAAGCGUCACCUCAGCGGAAACCUGACACCAUCCCUACUGUGAAGUGUGGUGGUUGCAGCAUCAUGCUGUGGGAAUUUUCUUUAAGCGGCAGGGACUAGGAGACUAGUCGGGAUCGCAGGAAAGAUGAACGGAGCAAAGUACAGAGAUCCUUGAUGAAAACCUGCUCCAGAGUGCUCAGGACCUCAGACUGGGGCGAAGGUUCACCCUCCAACAGGACAACGACCCUAAGCACACAGCCAAGACAAUUCAGGAGUGGCUUCGGGACAAGUCCUUGAGUGGCCCAGACUUGAACCCGAUCAAACAUCUCUGGAGAGACCUGAAAAUAGCUGUGCCGCGACGCUCCCCGUCCAACCCUACCAAGCUUGAGAGGACCUGCAGAGAAGAAGGGGAGAAACUCUCCAAAUACAGGUGUGCCAAGCUUGUAGCGUCAUACUCAAGGCUGUAAUUGCUGCCAAAGUACUGAGUAAACAGUCUGAAUAUUUAUGUUAAUGUGAUAUCACAGUAUUUUUUUAUAAAUGUGCAAAAAUGUCAACCUGUUUUUGCUUUGUCAUUAUGGGGUAUUGUGUGUAGAUUGAUAAAUAAACUCAGCAAAAAAAGAAACGUCCCUUUUUCAGGACCCUGUCUUUCAAAGAUAAUUCGUGAAAAUCCGAAUUACUUCACAGAUCUUCAUUGUAAAAGGUUUCCAUGCUUGUUCAAUGAACCAUAAACAAUUAAUGAACAUGCACCUGUGGAACGGCCGUUAAGACACUAACAGCUUACAGACGGUAGGCAAUUAAGGUCACAGUUAUGAAAACUUAGGACACUAAAGAGGCCUUUCUACUGACUCUGAUAAACACCAAAAGAAAGAUGCCCAGGGUCCCUGCUCAUCUGCGGGAACGUGCCUUAGGCAUGCUGCAAGGAGGCAUGAGGACUGCAGAUGUGGCCAGGGCAAUAAAUUGCAAUGUCCGUACUGUGAGACGCCUAAGACAGCGCUACAGGACGGACAGCUGAUCGUCCUCACAGUGGCAGACAACGUGUAACAACACCUGCACAGUACACCCAAACAGCACACCUGCGGGACAGGUACAGGAUGGCAACAACAGCCCGAGUUACACCAGGAACGCACAAUCCCUCCAUCAGUGCUCAGACUGUCCGCAAUAGGCUGAGAGAGACUGGACUGAGGGCUUGUAGGCCUGUUGUAAGGCAGGUCCUCACCAGACAUCACCGGCAACAACUUUGCCUAUGGGCACAAACCCACCGUCGCUGGACCAGACAGGACUGGCAAAAAGUGCUCUUCACUGACGAGUCGCGGUUUUGUCUCACCAGGGGUGAUGGUCGGAUUCGCGUUUAUCGUCGACGGAAUGAGCGUUACACAGAGGCCUGUACUCUGGAGCGGGAUCGAUUUAGAGGUGGAGGAUCUGUCAUGGUCUGGGGCGGCGUGUCACACAUCAUCGGACUGAGCUUGUUGUCUUUGCAGGCAAUCCAGGAAUGUCAAUGUUCUGUUCACGAUCCCAUUGAGCGCGUCUGGGACCUGUUGGAUCGGAGGGUGAAGGCUAGAAAUGUCAGGGAACUUGCAGGUGCCUUGGUGGAAGAGUGGGGUAACAUCUCACAGCAAGAACUGGCAAAUCUGGUGCAGUCCAUGAGAUGCACUGCAGUACUUAAUGCAGCUGGUGGCCACACCAGAUACUGACUGUUACCCCCCCCCCCCCCCCCCCUUGUUCAGGGACACAUUAUUCCAUUUCUGUUAGUCACAUGUCUGUGGAACUUGUUCAGUUUGUCUGUUGAAUCUUAUGUUCAUACAAAUAUUUCCACACGUUAAGUUUGCUGAAAAUAAACGCAGUUGACAGUGAGAGGACGUUUACUUAUUCCAUUUAGUUUGCCACUUUAAGACACUGACAGAUUAAAACGCAUGCUAUCAGUAAAGUCACUUGAUUUUUGGUCUCAGACCAUUACAUUUUUGUUUUUGUCAUUUUUACAUUUACAUAAUCCAUGUUCUGGGGGCAGGGACUAAAAUGACUACAGAUCAUUACUAACAUCCACUACUGUUGUGCCCUUGAGCAAUACACUUAACUCCUAAACUGCUCCAGGGGUGCUCUACUGCGGCUGACCCUAUGCUGCUUCCACCAUGUUGUGUGUUUGAUCCUGGGGGUGUUGGAAUAACAUGCAGCAAAUUCGGAUUUGGAAGCCAUCUAUAAUUAACAGACAUAAUGACAUUUUCUGCCUGGGUUAAUCCCUGAUCAAAAUCCAAACGGCUGUGCUGAUCCACCGUGGGCUCUGCCGCCUCAGCCGUACUGGCAAUCUAUCAUCAAUACCUCCAGUGUUUUAUGGAGUUUCUCGUGAUCUCUGCAAAACCACUCAUGAUCAUGCGAUGAAUAAGUGUGGUCUCGACAUAACGAAGGAAUUUCAUUUAAAAUUUAUUUUUCUUAUGUCCUCUCUGGACUUCUGUAGAUUGUGCGUGGUGCACUAAAUCCGUACUAUGUGCUUUGACGGUUUAACUGGGAAUUGGGCACAAGUUUAGUGAUUUGAAAAUUACCAUUUGUUUUGAAAGUUCCUAUUCCUGAAGUGAAAAAUCCCCACUUGUUUGAAAGGGUUCCAUGAAGCGACUCAAGUGAAACUAUGUAACCUGUGUUUGUAGACACUUUUCUACCAGAUGGGUAUUACUUGGUUACAUAUAACUCUCCCAUCUGCAUCUUCUCGGUCCUCACUUGUCACCCCGGCACAGGUGUUUUUAGGAAUAGAGGACUAGUUACUCAAUGGCUUGAUAGUAGUGCAUGCUUUAGACUUUGUCCCACAACCUUCUGGGUCAGAGGUGUCCAAACAAAUACUUGAAGCGUUGUAUCGUUCACUCAAUAUUCUGGGUGAACUAUUUGUUAAUGCCACAUUUUGUUUUAAGUUAUUCCAAGGUGUCCUCUCUUAUUUGGAGCAGGCUGUUUUGCCUCGGUCUUGAAAAGUUUUGCAGUGUCUGCAGUCUAUUUGACCCCGUGAAUCACUGGUAUGUAGGACUGCUCCAGUUCAGUGUGGCUGGGUUUGCAGUUUGCACACAUUCUCACUAGCUGCAUCUGACUGGAGCAAAGGAGUAGGGUUCAGUUAUGAGACCUCUGAAGAGUGUGGCAUUGGAUUGCAGCUGUUACGAACCAGUAGUCAGUGGAAGCUGCAACUGUGAUAUUGACUCCGGCGAGUUAAGCCAGUGCAAGGCAGCUGCCAAUGUCUCACAGCCAGCCCGCCCUCUCCAAACCCACAAUCCCAAUUGAUCAUGAGAUGACCACUCACAAUAAAAGUGCUGGAUAAAUGACAAAUUCUUUCAAAUCAAUGGCCAUGAGAAGGAAAUGAUCAUGGACAGUUUGGACUAACUUGGACUUAAAAUGAUAGUUCACUCCAAAAUAACGUCAAAUCUCAAAUGAAUGAGAAAUGGACUUUGUCUUAUUUGAUCAUUUUAGACAGUGCAUGUCUUCCCGUUUCAUUCAUAUAAAGUAGCAGUUUGCAUAAUAACAUCCUUUUGUUUUCCUCCCUAGCUGACAUCAGCCUGGCGGAGUGGGGCCGCAAGGCUAUCGACAUUGCUGAGAACGAAAUGCCCGGCCUGAUGAAGAUGAGGGAGAUGUACGGCCAGUCCAAGCCACUGAAGGGUGCCCGCAUUGCAGGCUGCCUCCACAUGACCCUGCAGACCGCUGUGCUCAUCGAGACCCUCACCGUCCUCGGCGCUGAGGUGAGACCCUCUCCCACCUUAAAGGAAAAAUCCACCCAAAACCACUCAUUCCUUUUAAUAUAGUGUUAAAUAACACUGUGAGAACAAUAUUUUUUUGUGAACAAAUGUUUAAUUUUCGCGUUGUAGUAAGGUUGGUAGCAACAUGGAAAAUCGUUGUGGAAAUCUGCAGCGCAAGUCGACUACAAAAUCCACAAUGCAAUGCACUCUAUGGGCUGGCUGGCUAGCAAAUGUAGCUACACACAAUAAUACCAAAGACCAAAUCAGCAUGUAACGUAGCUAGUUAGCGCAGUUUAGGCGAUUUACAGCUAUCAAUUUAGGAGUCUACAAUCUCUCCACAUUCAACCUGCAGAUCGAUACGCCUCAAAGAGUGGCGUCUAACAUUAGCAACGGCAGAUAUACUUUUGAGGAGAUAGGGGAAACGUUGCCCAUGCUAUGGCAAUGGGCCGCGCGGUGCAUUCUGGGUGAUUCUGGGACAAGGAGCGAAUGGGAGUCGAUUGAGCACUAACUCAAAAACCCAACAUUCGCACGAAUUACGUCAACAAGAAGUAGAACAUUGCAAAUCUUUUCAUAUAUCAUAUAGCUUUGUAAUUGUGACAUUAUGUACUUUUUAAGGAAAAUAGGCAAGUUUCUCGACAUCUACACUGACCUUGAAGGGAUUGCGUGAUGAUUAGCUUAGCAACCGCAUGACAAUUUGAACGCGAUUGGUCGACAGUCUGCUGGGUGGGGUGUUAUACGUCCCUUCAUUCAUUGGAUUCCUAUCUCCUUUCUGUAAUAUCUAUGGCAACGGCACCAUGCAAUGAACUCUGGACUAAAGAGGUAGACAAAUAGGAAAAAUGUGCUAGACCCUCUGUUAAAUUACAAAUUUCUCGAAGUAGGAAUAUCGCAAAAAUAUGAUCAAUGGCUCAUUUGAGAGAAGACCUCCUGAGGUAUGACAUCGGCCAGUAUUGAAAUCUGACAUGUAUGAUAUACGUUUUCGCAAUCUAAAAGUUCCUAUUCCAAUUAACUUCCAGUGUAGUGAGCGACUUUAUCACGGUGCUAUGUCAUACCGGCCAUAUUUCUGCCUGCUUGAAUGCCAAUAACUCAGAUCUACAUGAAAUGACCCAGGGAAUUGCUAGAACAUGCACAAAAACAAUAUAACAUUCAAAAUGGGUGAACCUUUCCUUUUUAAUGGAUGACUUUCUUCUCCCAUACAAAGUCCUCCAUUUAACGUUUGACAAGGUAAGUUCCUUGACAAUGGUUGUGUGUAUAGUGUCACUUUUGUACUUGAAAUGCUAACAUCCUGGUCUGUUGACCUCGGUUGCACGAUCUGACAAAGGACAGUUGACUAUUUCAUAUGAAAGUGGAACUUUGAGCAAGCAGUGUGCCGGAAUGUCUCAUCUUGUAUCCGGUCAGGACUCUGGUGGGUCAUGACUAGUUCCUCCUGAGGUUCUGAGUUCUGUCUCAAACAGAUUAUUAGCGUGGGUCAUUAUUAAAUUGGAAUGCAGGUUUCAUCAAUAUGCAACUAAAUUGGAGAACCACUGCAAGAAGGCCAAUGAAAACAAAUGUAUUUGAAUGCGACUCAAUGGCAAAGAAACAAGGCUACAUUUUACCAAAAGUAAGCUGAGGCAUCCAUGGGAAUGGGGAAGUCCAUGAGUGUUUCGGUUGACAGACUCAAAUAAAUGUAAGGGUCACUGUUUUUUAUAUCUUUUUUUGUGUGCACUUUUUACCCCUUUUUUCUCCCCAAUUUCGUGAUAUCCAAUUGGUAGUUAGUCUUGUCCCAUCGCUGCAACUCCCGUACGGACUCGGGAGAGGCGACGGUCGAGAGCCAUGCAUCCUCCGAAACACGACCCCGCCAAGACUCACUGCUUCUUGACACACUGCUCGCUUAACCCGAACGCCAGCUUGCACCAAUGUGUCGGAGGAAAUGCCGUUCAGCUGGCGACCGAAGUCGGCGCGCAUUCGCCCGACCCGCCACAAGGAGUCGCUAGAACGCGAUGGGACAAGGACAUCCCAGCCGGCCAAACCCUCCCCUAACCCGGACGAUGCUGGGACAAUUGUCCACCGCCUCGUGUGUUGCGGCCGGCUGCGACAUAGCCCGGGUCUGUAGUGCCUUAGACCACUGCCCAUUCGGGAGGCCGUAAGGGUCACUGCUGAUUUAGCCCCUGUGGUAGCCACCCACCAUGACACUUUCAAUUUAAUUUGGUCCGCUCAAAGUCCAACUCGUUCGCUUAAGCAGAUGCUCAUUUGACCUCGAUAAAUGUGAAUUUGAGGUAACUCUGGUUCCAGUGGUUAGGGCUUGAUGCUGAACAUUCAAUAAUUAUGUGUUUCAAGCCAGUUGUUAUUGAUACAACUGUCUGCAGUGUCGUUGACUCUCAUGCAUGAACAUUUCAAGGCCUAAAUAUACACUGAAAUCCAGCCUGUGGUAAGGGCAAGGAUAGAACCUCCAUUGGAAGAAUGCAAAGACCCAUGACCAACCUCUAGUCCACUUUGCAUUCAUCCUGGUAUUUUCCCUGGACACAUGGAAUUUCCCUCCUCCCCCAUUCACUGCCCCAAGGUUAUCCUCGAUUUAUCAAAGCUAAGUAUGCAAACUUAUUGGACCGCUCUGGGCUGGUUAUUUUAGUCAAAGCAGUGUCCUGAGAAUUACGAAAGGACUUGGUGUGGGACUGAUUUUGAGAAUGUCCUUGUCAACCAGUGUCCAUUUCUCCUGUCUCGUAGGUCCAAUGGUCCAGCUGCAACAUCUUCUCCACCCAGGACCACGCCGCUUCAGCCAUUGCCAAGACCGGUGUUCCAGGUAAAUGCACAAUUGUUGGUUUGAAAACCACUCCGGACCUACUAUGUGGCUAGCACUAGUUCCGGCCUGCUCUCAAUGGACUCGUAGCGUGAUUUGUCAAUUAUAGAACUCCCAUUCAGUAAACCAGAACAUGUUUACCCAAGCGGGGAGUGUUGCACUUUCCAAUUCCUUUUAAUUUGGGAGUAGGCCUAUAUUCCUUGCAAAACAUCAUCCUAUGACAUCUCUAAGAAGCAUCCCUGCUUAGCGCAACAUUACCCCUGCAGUAGUGUUUCAAUCAGUGAAAUACUAGAGGAUAUUUGCUGAGUAACUAUUUAGCCAUAAACUUGCCAAACGGAUUUUCCACACGUAGUGAUGUAAUACUUGGGGGUGGUGUCCUGAGGGAGAAGUUACGAAGCCAGAGAAGUAGCAGCGUCUUCAUCAGUGGGGUGCUUAUUUGGCUUAUAGCAGAGUUUCAGCCUCUCUCUGUUUUUAACAUUUACAUUUUAUUCAUUUAGCAGACGCUCUUAUCCAGAGCGACUUACAGGAGCAAUUAGGGUUAAGUGCCUUGCUCAAGGGCACAUUGACAGAUUUUUUUCACCUAGUCGGCUCGGGGAUUAGAACCAGCGACCUUUCGGUUACUGGCACAACGCUCUUACCCACUAAGCUACCUGCCGCCCCAAGGCUUGAAUGUCAUGUUGAUUCCUGAGUAGCACUGCUCCACGUGUUAAUCUGCACAGUGUGACUGCUGAGCCAAAUAGCCUGAAACGUGGCCAAUAUGUGUAAAACGAGUGUUUGGAAAGCUCUUCACACUUCAGUUAUCAACGACAGUAGUUGGAUUUUAAGGGAUUUGAUCAUAGGCCAAGAAUGUAUAACUUGCUUCACUAAAGAGAACUUGACCUUGUUUCAACUCAAGACAUGUCUAUCCAUCUAUAUUGGUAUUUAAUGGAUGGCUUGUUGAUGGAUUCUGCAAUAUUUGUCCAGAAAAUAAAUGUAGUGUUGGUAGGACAGGAGCCAGACUAGUGGACCUUUUUGUCACACAUUAUAUAACUCUGUCAUUCAUUGCUGAAUCAGUAGGGAUGGUGAAGUAAAGCAGAUGCUGUAAUAAGUCAACCCAUCCUGUCCUGUCUCCCUGUGCACCCUAAAGCUACAUUAAGCCCUCACCAGGCCAGAUGUCCUCUGAUCCAUUUAUUUCCUAUGCCUCAGAACAAAGCCAGUUGGGUUGAACCGCUCUCUCAUUGUGAAUCAGCAGAUCUCUUAUCGAAGUCCAUCAUUCUUACCCCAAGGCACCUUCUCUUAUCUGAAGGCAGUUUUGGCCAUUGAGACUUGCCAUCCUAAUAUUACAUUUAAUACCAAUUUAACUCCAGUUUGGCAGUUAGUGCCAGUAGCUUGUUUAACAGAUGACAUUUGUAAUGAUUUUGCCCUUCUCAGCCAUCAACAAUCCUAAAUUUUAUUGUACUAGGCCCAGUUUCCCAAAAGCAUUAGAACCUUCGUAGGAGCAUUGUUAAAUCUGUUUCCCAAAACAAUCAUUACUAAAGUUUCUCUUGAAAAUGCUUGUUAUUUACUGACUGCCUCAGACAACUCGUAGAACAGUUAAGUGGGUCGCCGGAUGCUUUUUUUUUUUGUUGCCCUUCUGUGUCACUUUAUACACAGAUCUCUGCUAAACACAGAUUCAAGAUGUUUGUCUCUCUGUGACUGCCGACAAUUUCAGAACACAGUUGACUACAUACAAGCGAAGGAUAAAAAUAGGAUUCAAAUGAAAAUAUAAAUGCAGUAUAGGCUACACAGGCCUAUAUAUUUAAAUCAUAUUGAAAUCAAUUUCAUGUUCAUUCAAUUGAGUUCUAUUUUACAAAUUGUAGGCUACUGUCUAAUCUUGAUUUUAGUGUAUUAUUGGGUAGGCAUACACAUUAGAAUAAGCUGCCUCAAUAUUUUCAGCCAUAGGUGAUAUCUCUGCGCUGAUCCCUCGUCAGUAUUUUUGGAAUAAUUAUAAUAUUAAGGUAUGAUUUUUAAUGGAGAAAGCUGAUGCGAGAGCAGUGCCGCCUUUCAUUCGAUCCUAUUAGUUUUGACACGUGCCUCGACAACGCACUUAGCGAACGUUCUCUCUGCGUGGUGUUCUGGGAAACCCAUGUUACAUCUUCUGCAUUUUUUUAGGAAAGAUGCAUCCUUAACACUCGCUAGUUUAAGUUCCAACGCUAUCGGGAAACCAGGCCCUGGUGUAUUAUAGGCCUAAUGCCUGGGUUGCGUACAAUUUGGUAUAGUAAUGUUUUAAAAAUAGAAUAUAAAUGAACGUUCCAAUUAGUAGUGCCUGCUUCGUUUUUAAAACAUUUUUCUCCUGCGUCAUCCCUACUGAACGCAACCCGUAGCUCUGAUGCCAUUGCAAAGCGCUCCUCAUCAUCAACCCUGAUUCUCAUAUCUCUCUCUCGUUGCAGUCUACGCCUGGAAGGGUAUGACUGACGAGGAGUACGUGUGGUGCAUCGAGCAGACCAUCUACUGGAAGGACGGCCAGCCCCUCAACAUGAUCCUGGACGACGGCGGCGACCUCACCAACAUGGUCCACAAGAAGUACCCCACAUUGCUCUCAGGUACGGGACCUAGCUAGCUCUGACUGAUAACUCUCAGGGCCUCGGAGGCCUCUCCGAUACUGCAGCUUAAUUAAAGAAGCAGGGCACCAUAUUUCUGCAAUCAUUUGAAAGGCUAGGGAGGAAAGUGGUAUACACCUGUCCCAAUUCGCUGCCUCCCCCUUGGCCCUAACUGGAUCCGAAGGGUACUGUAGUGAAAGACAGUGUAGUGGUGGCGCUCCCAUUUUUGCUUUCAUCUUACAGAAAUGUAAACCUGAGGUUUGAUAUUUAGCAAAUUGCCCCUGCAUUGGACUUGUCACAGUUGUCUGUCAUAAUCAUUUACCUUAUUCGGUCAAGGAUUUGUUGGUCAGCCUUUGUUUGCCUUUUGUUAAGCUGUGUAGCAAAUUAUUAAGUUUGAUUUUUAGGGUGUGUUGUAUCCUGUAAGCGCUUUUAAAGGAAUGACUUCCAUCCAGAGCAAAGCAUUAAAGGGGAAGUUCAGUAUUUAACAACUUGAUGUUUGUAAGAAACUGUAAUCCAUAGUUUGUUUUCUUUAAACAGCAAAGACACACUUUAGCCAACAAUCGAAUGAAGUGAGUGAUGGGAGUAACCAUGUAAUGUAAAAAGUGGUUUACUUUAUGCCCCAAUGUGAAACACUAGGCAUAUUUGUAAUAGGCUCGACCGUUCCAGACUAGUCCUGUACACUAGUAUUUUCAGCUCUAAUUUAGUGUGUGUCAGCUAUGGAAAUACGCCUCCCCCAAAUUGCAAGGGUGAUACUGCUAUGAUUGUCAGCGGGACUGCAGUUCUCAGUCUUGUACACUAGGUGGCGGCAUUACUCCAGGGCCACCCCAGCUUCGUCAUACUCCAGAGCCAAUACUGAGAACUUCGGAGGAACUGAAGGUGCUUGGCAAGCAACAUGCUGCAGGAACUCUUAACAGUGAACAUUAACUUCAAACACAGUCCCUUGGGAAUGAUGUUCCUAUGGAGGGAAGACUUGACUGCUGUUUGAAAUGUUAACCUGCCAUUCAGACUAGUUUUUUGAGAAGAAAUCAGGCUAAGGCCCUGAUCAUUAUGUUGGCGCCGCCUACCAGAUGGGGAUGCCAUAAAAAAUAAAGUGCUUAUUAAAGAUAGUUUUGAUUUAUCUUUGACAAUGUUUAAUUUUGUCUCCCUUAGGUAUCAAGGGUGUGUCUGAGGAGACCACCACCGGGGUGCACAACCUGUACAAGAUGAUGAAGAACGGUGAGCUCAAGGUCACAGCCAUCAAUGUCAACGACUCAGUCACCAAGGUAGACCCCCCUCAUCCUCCCUUAGUAGGGCCAUGCAUGCCUCAUCAGUUCUUAAAGUGCCAUAAAAUAAUGGUACUGGAUGUCAUCACCCUCCUAAGUAAGCAGCUGUAUUGGGUUCCAAUACAUUGACUCCCUCUCUAUAUAUCAUUUCUCGCGCUCCCCCUCCAGAGCAAGUUUGACAACCUGUACGGCUGCAGAGAGUCUCUGAUUGACGGGAUCAAGCGGGCCACAGACGUGAUGAUCGCCGGAAAGGUGGCGGUUGUUGCCGGCUACGGUGACGUUGGCAAGGGCUGCGUCCAGGCCCUCCGUGGGUUCGGUGCCCGCGUCAUCGUCACCGAAGUGGACCCCAUCAACGCCCUGCAGGCCGCCAUGGAGGGUCUGGGCUGUUUUAGUUUGAUUAUGUUAUUGUUCAGAUUUAAUUUACAUUCUCCUAAAAUAUUAUUGGAGAUUGGUUAUAGGUAUGCAUUCAGUUAUCUUGGGUGCCUAGCAAAUAUAUGAUUGGAAGAACUUGUUUUAAGGGCCACUUAUAGCUGCCGUACAUACUAUGCAAACAAUUUCUGUUUGACCCCAUGUCAUUUGUUCACUGCAGCAGAGGUUUCAAGCUCAAAUGUAGAAGUAAUGUAAUUGAUUACUAGUCCUACUUUGUUUUUGUGUAGUAUUUAAUUGUCUUUUGUGAUUAUGUUGUAGGAUAUGAAGUCACCACCAUGGAGGAGGCUUGCAAGGAGGGGAACAUCUUUGUGACCACCACUGGCUGUGAGGACAUCAUUUUGGGCAAGUAGGUAUCAUUUUGGAGUCCGGUAGAGCACCAUGCAACCCAUGUUAAACACUGUCUGAUCAGAAGUACACGCAGUCAAGUAGGGCUGACACCGUUUAGUCGAUAGGCUGUUGGUCGAGCAGUCGCAAAUAGAUUAUUUUUGUUCAUGGCACACAAGACACCUGUCUGAUUUGCGCCGGUCUCUGGACUAAGCCAUUGGAGGCCGCAGGGAUGACACGGUCCAAGAAGGGGAGUGUGGCUAAGAUGCACAAGGCACGUCUCUCUCCAGAAUGCGCGCUCUCCCGCCAUUUCGUCCCAUUCAUUAUUUCAUAACAUUGUGUGAAUUGUUUGCCCUUUGAUUGUUAUUGUCUAUCAAUUCCCCAUUACAUAGAUCACCAGUAGUACAUUUACCGUUAAUUCCCAUAAUUGUUCAUCUACAAUGGUUGUUUGGUUACGGUUAAUGCAUUCAGUAUAUUAUUAGUAGUUUACUGUUGUCAUUGUUGGAGUGGACACGUUGUUUGCAGAUCUCACAACCUAUGCUACACUUGUGAGAAACACGUUUUGGUUCAUUUCAUUCCAUAGGAGUUUUCUCAAUUUAUUCAUUGUAUUUAGUUUGAAGCGCUCCUGUCAAUGUUGAGUAAGGAUGCGCACCUGAUUACGCAUAAUGAAAUAGGCCUUUGCUACCUGGCCUGUGUUGCAAAUGUAGGCCUGUACAUUUGGGAUGUCUGUCUUAACUCUCAACCGCUGUGGAGCUUCUUAAAGGAAUUUUUUCUUCUUCACUGUUCUAUAAAAAUGUGCAUCUGAAAAUCAUAACUGGCACGCAGAUUGGUAGAAAUGGUAAGCUAAAUUGUCACUCCAUAUGGAGAAGUUUGCCAGCCUAUUACUGCCAACUUCAGGAGCGUGACGGCAUAAUCUGCGAAGGCCAGGAGGAGGUGAGGGUUAGGGAACAGGUUUUUUUCAUGUAUUUUGAUCUCGUGUCAUUCGUGUGUCUUAAUUAUUUAAUCAAACUGUGUGCUUAAAGCAUCAGGCAAGCGCUGUAGCCUGCAUAUAGUUGAUUUUAUUCAAACACAUGGGGUGUGUCUUUAUUAUAUAUGGAAAAAUACACGUUUUAAAAUUUAAACCAAUCGAUUGGUCGAAAUAAGACUACUCUCGGUCUACCAAAUGUUUUAUUUUUUUGGUCAGGGACUGCCUUAGUCAGGCAUUAUUAUUAUUAUUAUUAUUAUUAUUAUUAAGUGAUCCAAUGCAACACAGGCAAAAAACAUUCAGAAGUUUCUUCUACAUAUGUAGGAUCUUAAUUUGAGCCAGUUUGUAACUGCAGGAAAAUAAUACUGCAGCAACAGGAAAUGUGGAUUAUAAUUAAUGGAUUUUUAUUUUUGUAUGGGUUGGUACAAUCUUCGUUAAGGCAAAUCAAGUAUGAAACGUUAAAGUGGAAAUUACAAACUUUAGAAGGUUCUUUUUUUUCUUUUACCUUGAAUACACUACAAGUUUGCAUUUCCUGUAGUGCAGGAAAAUUCUUGGCAACAAAAGUGCUCAAAUUAAGAUCUUACAUCUGUAGUUACAGAUCUAGGAUCGGCUUAUUCUCGCCCAACCCUAACCAUUAGUGGAGGAAACUUCAAGCUGACCUUAAAUCCGUGUCCAGGGUUUAUGUCAGCCUUCUCUGGGAAAUGCAACUCCAGCCGUGUCUACAACCAGCCAUUAAUGUAUACACUGUUCUCCCCAGACACUUUGAGCAAAUGAAAGACGACUCCAUCGUUUGCAACAUCGGCCACUUCGACUGUGAGAUCGACAUGAGCUGGCUCAAUGCCAACUCAGCCGAGAAGAUCAACAUCAAGCCACAGGUAGGACUAAUCCCAUACACACUAGAUGUGAUAUGUACGUUAUGUUGUCUACAGUAAUUUAGUUCUCCAGUUUUGUCCUAAACUCAACCGUUCUCCUCCUGCCAGGUGGACCGCUACCGCAUGAAGAGCGGCCGCCACAUCAUCGUCCUGGCCGAGGGCAGACUGGUCAACCUGGGCUGCGCCAUGGGCCACCCCAGCUUCGUCAUGAGCAACUCUUUCACCAACCAAGUGCUGGCCCAGAUUGAGCUGUGGAAGAACACCAGCAAGUACCCCCUGGGAGUCCACUUCCUGCCAAAAAAGGUGAGCCAUUUUUAACAGAAGCGACGUAAAUGCACUUGUAUUUUCUUCAUUCGAUUGACACGUGUAUUCUGUAGUUGAGUGUCUUAUUGUAAUAGUUUUUCACAACCUGGAAAAGGUUUUUAAAAAGGGUUCUAGGUUUUCUUUGCCUGCAACUCUACAGGUUAAUAGGAAAGAAAUGUCAUGUCACUGUAUCCUAAGUUGACCCCACUAACUCCUGGUCGAAGUAAGUGGUUCCGGGUACUGUGUGAAAUGCCAAGUGGACACAGUUCUCAGAAUUGGACAUGCGUUUGUAGUAUGUUAUCAAAUAUGCUCCUUUAACAUUACAGCAUAGCCUGUUUGCAGAACAGUGUAAUGUGUAUUUUUUUUUUUGGUCUCUGCUUGAGUUGAGGAUAUUCUUAAUGCAUGACUAUUGGCAAUCCUACCAUCUGAUGGGGUCUUAGCAAUUUAACUAUCAAACUGGUUGUCAUUUUUAAGGCGGUAUGAAAAGUUGGCCAUUGUUUUCACUUAGUUUUUUGGGCGUCGUUUUUGAUGUGGAUGAAGUCCUACGAUCAUGUCUUGUGACUAUUUAAAGAAAUGGAAACUAGGCUUAAUGGGCAUAAUGGCUUUAUGAUUAACCCUGUAAUAGGUAGCUGAAAUGAGGCCCUUUGUACUUGGAGCAGAAAUUGAGCAUUGCACAGUCAUUUUAAAUUGCGUGACACAUGGGUUCUGGUGAACAUCUGAAGGCCUUUAACUGAAGCCAUAUACUCAGAGCUGAGCGCAAGAGAUAUGCUUGUGGGAAGUUGGGAACAAAGCCAGGGAUGGUUCGAGGUCAAUCUAUUGCCGUAAGAGAAUGUGGUUUUAUUUAUUUUGUUGAAGAGUACAUGGUCUGUCAAACAGAGAAGAACCACCCCUGUGAUAUCCCUCCCGAAUUGCGCAGAGGUCUAAGGCACUGCAUCUCAGUGCUUGAGGCGUCACUACAGACCCCGUGGUUCGAUUCCAGGCUGUAUCACAACCGGCCGUGAUUGGGAGUCCCAUGGCCCAGUGUAGGCCGUCAUUGUAAAUAAGAAUUUGUUCUUAACUGACUUGCCUAGUUAAAUAAAGGUAAAAUUAAAAAAAAUUAACAUUUUCCUGCUCAACCUAAUGUUCAGCCUUGUUUUGACAGCUCCUUUGUGGAUUAUGUCUGCUCUUGAGACUGGCAUUGAGACCAGUUUUGACAUUUUUCAUAUGAUUUUGACCAACCUGCUUGGGCGCAACAAAGCAUGUUUUUGUUUUGUGGGGUAAAUGUGAUUUGAGUGAUUGAACCCGUUACUAAUCAAAGUGUUUUGUCCUAGUGUUAUUCUGAAUUUGACUUAAAAAAAAAACAUUUUUCUCUUGUCUGCAGCUGGAUGAGGAAGUGGCUGCCGCCCAUCUCGACAAGCUCGGCGUCAAGCUGACUAAGCUGUCAGAUAAGCAGGCUAAAUACCUGGGACUUAACCGCGAAGGACCCUUCAAGCCUGACCACUACCGCUAUUGA